GCUUUUUGUUUACAUUCAUUCUCAAUCGUACAAAACCUUUGAAAAUAUUGUCAGAUUUAUGUUUUGGUCUGUCGUUAUUAAUAUUUAAUAUUAUAAUAAUUUUGUUUUAGUGUUGUCUCCAACCUGAGCUGGAUAAAUUGUAGUAAUUCUUUAUCUGCCGCAAUUCAAAAUAUAUUUCAUGAAUCCAAUUAUGUAGUCUUACAUUGAGAAGUCAAGAAAAACAUCUAUGAAGAUGUAUUCAUCAAAUCAGUGAGGAUUAUAACUUAUCUCAUUACUAUACCUGUAGCGAGGUCGACGUCAUUAUGGCAGCACUCGACAGAGAGUAGUGGCAGCACUGUGACAAAGAAGAGUUCAACACAAAUUCAAGAAGCUUGACCUCUCUUUCGCGAAAGAAUUGUGAUGACGUCUAAACGUAAGACUCUAGUUGAACUUGGCAAUUCAUCCAGUGCCAUCAAUAUUCGAUCUGUACCUGCUCCACCGGAUGACCAGCUGUCUUCUGAUAAUGAAUGCAUCAAUGCCAUUGAUAAGCCGCCGCGUGAAACAUUCACCGACUCUUCUGAGGACUGCGAAGAAAUUUCAACUGAAGAUGCAAACUUCCAUUUGCGAAAAGUCUCGCCGUUUCUCUUUCGCAAUGUGAACUUGGAGCCUCUGACAUUUGUAUUGAUGCUUAACGACUUCAAUCUGGAGUUGAAGGCGAAAGACAUCAUUUCGAAAGGUGGUGGACUAGUGUACUCUUCACAGAGGUUGAUGGAUCCCUACAGUAUUGUUCUUGUUAAAGGCAGCAGUAUUGUCAGGGCUCAUGUGGGACCCGUGUUUACGAUACAGUUCCUAAUUGCGUGCAUUAGACGGAAUAAAAUUGUGAAUAUCAACAAUUAUAUGAAAACGUGUAACAAUGCUCCACAGCUUCAUAAAUUUGAUUUCAUGGAUGUGGUGUAUUUCAAAAGGAUUAAUUGGAGUGAAGUUCCCGAACACAUUAUAUUGAAUAAAAAGUUGGUUGUGAGUAAGGGCAAAACAAAUCUUGUGUCUGGUGAAAGUUCCGAAAAAAUUGUUUCAUUGGAUUUGACUACAAUAGACGAUAGUAGUGAUGAUUCUCUACAAGAAACUCCUGUAAUAAAAAACAAACAAGUAAGUAAACAUACACGAAUGGCUUAUUCUUCUGUUGAAGAUGCUAACAUUGUAAAGUAUCUUGUUGAUAAGAAAGCGUAUGGCUCUAUCAAGGGACAAAUGAUUUGGAAAAGUAUGGAGAAGAAAAACGUUUGUCCUCUUCGUACGUGGCAAAGUAUGAAAGAACACUUCCUUAAAAAAUUAUUGCCACAUAUAGAUUAUUUCAGUUUUCUCACUGACAAUCAAAAGAAAAAAUUCAAACAGUACAAGUGAUUUUCAAGUCAUCAAGUUUUGGGACACGUCUAACUCGUUUUAGUUUUUUAUGAAAAAUCAAAUUCCAGACCAAAACCACUACUUUUUGAAAUUUCAAAAUAAUAUUUUGUUAUAAAAAUCUUUGAGGCUUUAAUGUCUGAUAUUUCGUUAAUUUAAGACAUAUCAAAUAUAUGUGAUUAUACCAUUUUAAUUAUAAUUAUGUGCAGGCCUGCAUAGUACAGGUGACUCACCUGUAAUCAAAAUAUAUUCAAAGAUAAUAAAAUUUGUAAU
This is a messenger RNA of Nilaparvata lugens (brown planthopper), 1647 nucleotides long. RefSeq lists its product as uncharacterized. Gene Ontology annotation, biological process: telomere maintenance via telomere lengthening; regulation of DNA-templated transcription. The transcript is spliced from 3 exons. NCBI's taxonomy places the organism in Eukaryota, Metazoa, Arthropoda, Insecta, Hemiptera, Delphacidae. Bases 400 to 1377 code for a protein of 325 amino acids. Gene Ontology annotation, cellular component: shelterin complex. Gene Ontology annotation, molecular function: telomeric repeat DNA binding. The record is from RefSeq and is a predicted model, not a curated record.